Messenger RNA from Aspergillus caelatus, 696 nucleotides. RefSeq lists its product as uncharacterized. Lineage: Eukaryota; Fungi; Ascomycota; Eurotiomycetes; Eurotiales; Aspergillaceae. The record is from RefSeq and is a predicted model, not a curated record. Bases 1 to 696 code for a protein of 231 amino acids. The transcript is spliced from 2 exons.
AUGGCAGACAGAUUCGAGCCUGACAAGCUACACAACGAGCUAGACGUCCUGGUGAACUAUACCGACAUCGAAAGAGAUCUCGAAAAACGUUUUCGAACCUCCUACUCACCCUUCACCCCCGCUAUCCACCGCCCCAUCGGCCCAGAUGCAAUCGACCAGUCGUCUCCCAUGUCUACAACUUCUUACUUGCUCAAAGCUCAUCUCCCCACUGCAGCACCUGAGGAAGAGCACCGUACCCACGGCGAAAACGCACAAUACAGCAGUGAAGAGGAGCCAUCUCUCAAGGCGUCCAUGCUCCAGGGGAUCAGAACAAUCGAGAAGAAAGAGCAGGUGUCCAGAUGGCAAGGAAGUGUUGGUUUGGAUCAACCCGUCUCGAUGACAACCGGAAUGGUCCACGAUAGAGAGCGUCUGAUUGACCUGGGGGAGCCCGAGAUAGCAACCGAGAAGGCGACUUCAUACAGUGGAUCUGAUGAUGGGGAGUGUAUUCAGCCGACGGGAGAUAUUGAGAUGGCCAAUGUGUCUGCUACAGAGGCACAUGAAGCGUGGUCCAACAAUGCGACAGACGAGAUGGUAGAUGACGAGAAGCCUGUUUUGUUUAAACGUGAGCGGAAGACCUCGCCAGAGUCUCCUGACGGUUUUGUCUUCAAGCGACGUCGUAGCGCUCGUCUUGCUGCUUUGCUCGCCAAUCCGGAGUAA